Molecule: messenger RNA, 1488 nt
Organism: Zootermopsis nevadensis
Lineage: Eukaryota; Metazoa; Arthropoda; Insecta; Blattodea; Termopsidae
Product: 1-aminocyclopropane-1-carboxylate synthase-like protein 1
Biological process (GO): biosynthetic process; amino acid metabolic process
Molecular function (GO): pyridoxal phosphate binding; transaminase activity
Source: RefSeq, a predicted model, not a curated record
ACUUUGAGGUUAUGUUAGGUCUAUUUAUGUUGUUAAUAGUUCAUGUGACUGAGACCUACUACAUAUUGUCUCCUUCGUCUGACGGCUUGAACUUUAUCAUAUAUAGUAUAUAAAAAUCAAUGCCUAUACGAUUUUUUACUUUUUGCUGAUUUCAUAGCAGUGACAAAAUUGUCAAGGUUUUGUGAUAAGAUGACUUGCAGACUUUCAAAACGAGCCCAACAAAUGGUGGAUAAAAGAGACUUCUUAGAUCAUUAUACUAUGUUGUGCAUGCAUGAUCCAUUUGAUGAAAAUACUAAUAAAGAGGGGUAUGUUAACCUUGGAACAUCUGUCUCUGCACUUUGUGAAGAUAUAAUAUUGAAACGUGUCAAUGAACCGCACCUAUUUGAAUUUGAUUCCAAGGAACAACAUUAUUUCCCAAUGUGGGGCGUUCCAGAAUUUCGUGAAGCAAUUGCAUCUUGCCUUACUCGCCAUUUUGCUCCCAGUUCACCAGUUUGCCCAGAAAAUGUGUUGGUAGUUAAUGGUGGAGUAGCAGCCAUGGAAGUUUUGGCAUGUUGUUUGUUAGAUCCGGGCGAUGUUCUUCUUACUCCGAGUCCCUGUUAUGCCCGAAUCUUUGUCAACUUUAGUGAAAGAUUUGAAGUUCAUGUUGUGGAUGUCUUACUUAGGGAUAAGAAUGAGAUCAGCAUUGGAGAGACAUCAACAUUUGAGCUUACUGCUGAUGUUCUGGAAGCUGCCAUUAUGGAGCAGUUGGCAAGAGGGAGUACAGUGAAGGCAUUCUUCCUUGUUAACCCCAAUAAUCCUCUAGGGGAAGUUUAUGGCCCUAAGUUGGUACUACAACUAAUGGAGGUGUGCCAUAGAUAUGGACUGCAUUUUAUCUCGGAUGAAGCAUAUGCACUGUCAAUUUAUGAAUCACAAACAACAUUCCAAAGUGUGCUGAGCCAACCGUCUCUUCCAGACCCGCAGAGGACCCAUGUUAUUUGGUCCUUUAGUAAGGAUAUGAACCUGGCCGGGAUACGGAUAGGUGCUGUUAUUACUCAGAAUAAAGAUUUGUUGCAUGUUGUGAAGAAUACUUCCAUGUACACUGCAGUGCCUGCAAUUGUCCAAAAAGCAGCAACCAAGUUAUUAAAUGAUGCAGUAUGGAUGGAUGAAGUGUUCUUACCAAUUCAUCAGCAGCGUCUCUGUGAAGCUGCUCACAAAACACGAAGCACCCUUGCCUCCCUUGGUGUCGAAGUUCGACCUGCACAAGCCGGUUUCUUUCUCUGGGCUGACUUCAGACGCUUCCUACCAACUCUGAACCACGAUGGGGAAUUAGCAUUGUUCAAACAUUUCAUGGCUCGUAAAGUGUACGUUACUCCAGGCUCAGAGAUGAGAUGUGCUGAUCCUGGGUGGUUUCGUAUAGUGUUCAGUGCUGCACCCCAUAUUUUGGAAGAAGGACUGUCAAGAAUUGCUGACACUCUUAAGGAGUUUAACAUCACAAAACAGGACUUAUAG